AACAAACAUGACUUCCAAAGCACAUGCACUCUCACUGAAAAUCUUAGCAGAAUGUUCCACAACAAAAGCCCGAGCAUGUCAUAUGACACUUCCCCAUUCUAUUGUAGACACUCCUGUUUUUAUGCCUGUUGGUACACAAGGAACGUUAAAGGGUCUGUUACCUGAACAAUUGGAGGAGUUAGACUGUAAAAUCAUGUUAGGAAACACUUACCAUCUUGGUAAUAGACCUGGUCCAGAACUAUUAGAAAAAGCUGGAGGUCUUCAUAAAUUUAUGAAUUGGAACAGAUCUUUACUGACAGACAGUGGUGGAUUUCAAAUGGUGUCCUUACUAAAAUUAGCUGAGAUUACAGAAGAGGGAGUUAAAUUUCAAUCUCCUCAUGAUGGAUCUGAAAUGAUGCUCACUCCUGAAAAGUCCAUAGAAAUACAAAACUCUAUAGGAGCUGAUAUAAUUAUGCAACUUGAUGAUGUUGUUCAUAGUUCUACAACUGGAGAAAGACUAGAAGAGGCCAUGUGGAGGACAAUACGAUGGCUGGAUAGAUGUAUUAAAGCUCACAAAAGGCCACAUGAUCAAAGUAUUUUCCCAAUAGUUCAAGGUGGACUAGAUCCUGAACUUCGAAAGAAAUGUGCUUAUGAAUUAAUAAAAAGAGACGUAAAUGGUUAUGCUAUAGGAGGAUUGAGUGGUGGUGAGGAAAAGCAAGAUUUCUGGAGAAUGGUUUCACUGUCUACAGACAUUUUACCUGAUGAUAAACCAAGAUACUUGAUGGGAGUAGGAUUUGCUGUAGACCUGGUUGUUUGUGCAGCUCUAGGAUGUGACAUGUUUGAUUGUGUUUUUCCAACAAGGACAGCUAGAUUUGGAUCAGCCUUGGUACCAAGUGGUCAGUUGAAUCUGAAGUCGAAAAUCUUUUCAUCUGAUUUUCGUCCUAUUGAUGAUCAGUGUAAAUGUUCCACAUGUCAAAAUUACACAAGAGCAUAUCUUCACACUAUAGUCACCAAUGAAACUGUGGCGUGUCAUCUGUUGUCUGUACACAAUGUUGCAUAUCAGUUGAAUUUAAUGAAGUGUGUCCACGAUAGUAUAAAAGAAGACAAGUUUCCACAGUUUAUAAAGGCGUUCUUCGUCCAGCAGUUUCCAAACAAAGACUUUCCUCAGUGGGCUAUAGAUGCAUUAGAUUCUGUUAAUGUUAAACUAAAUGACAAGAAACCAGACAAUAGCAAAUCUUCAGUAGAUUUAAAGAAUAAAGUGACAGACUCUUCAAAUAUAGAAAAUUCUAAAAUAUCAUGAUGUUAAUAAAUUCAUUUGUAUUA
Messenger RNA from Mytilus trossulus (common blue mussel), 1302 nucleotides. Its product is annotated as queuine tRNA-ribosyltransferase catalytic subunit 1-like. Lineage: Eukaryota; Metazoa; Mollusca; Bivalvia; Mytilida; Mytilidae. The transcript is spliced from 9 exons. Bases 8 to 1279 code for a protein of 423 amino acids. The record is from RefSeq and is a predicted model, not a curated record. Gene Ontology annotation, molecular function: tRNA-guanosine(34) queuine transglycosylase activity. Gene Ontology annotation, cellular component: cytosol.